GCAGGGUUGAGGGUUAUUUAAAGAAGGGGGGGCCGAGCGAAGGGGUUGGAAGCGGAGUGAUUCCCCACCCCUGCUCCAUCUAGCUCUUUCCAGUGCAGCCACUGCCGCCGCCCAGGAGCUCUCGUCCCCUUCCUCGUUCCCGCUCCAAAGCAAUGGAGCCGGACACCGCUGCAGUGGCAGCCACCGUGGCAGCUGCUGAUGCGACCGCCACAAUCGUGGUCAUAGAGGACGAGCAGCCGGGGCCAUCCACCUCUAAGGAGGAGGGAGCGGCCGCCGCGGCCACAGAAGCCACCGUGGCCACGGAGAAGGGCGAGAAGAAGGAGAAAAAUAUUUCUUCAUUUCAACUCAAACUUGCUGCUAAAGCUUCUAAAUCUGAAAAGGAAAUGGACCCAGAAUAUGAAGAGAAAAUGAAAGCAGACCGAGCAAAGAGAUUUGAAUUUUUAUUAAAGCAAACAGAACUUUUUGCACAUUUCAUUCAACCGUCAGCACAGAAAUCUCCAACAUCUCCUCUGAACAUGAAAUUGGGACGUCCUCGAAUAAAGAAAGAUGACAAGCAGAGCUUAAUUUCUGCUGGAGACUACCGCCACAGGCGCACGGAACAAGAAGAAGAUGAAGAGCUACUCUCAGAGAGUCGGAAAACAUCUAAUGUGUGUGUUAGAUUUGAGGUGUCACCUUCAUAUGUGAAAGGAGGACCCUUGAGGGAUUAUCAGAUUCGAGGGCUGAACUGGUUGAUCUCUUUGUAUGAAAAUGGAGUCAAUGGUAUCUUGGCAGAUGAAAUGGGUCUUGGUAAGACUUUACAAACGAUUGCUUUGCUUGGUUACCUGAAACAUUACCGAAACAUUCCAGGACCUCACAUGGUUUUAGUUCCAAAGUCUACUCUAUACAACUGGAUGAAUGAAUUUAAACGAUGGGUCCCAUCUCUCCGUGUUAUUUGUUUCGUUGGAGACAAGGAUGCAAGAGCUGCUUUUAUUCGUGAUGAAAUGAUGCCAGGAGAAUGGGAUGUUUGUGUUACUUCUUAUGAGAUGGUAAUUAAAGAAAAAUCUGUAUUUAAAAAGUUUCAUUGGCGAUACCUAGUCAUUGAUGAGGCUCACAGAAUAAAGAAUGAAAAAUCUAAGCUUUCAGAGAUUGUUCGUGAGUUCAAGUCAACUAACCGCUUGCUCCUAACUGGAACACCUUUGCAGAAUAACCUGCAUGAACUCUGGGCAUUACUCAACUUUUUAUUGCCUGAUGUCUUUAAUUCUGCAGAUGACUUUGAUUCUUGGUUUGACACUAAAAACUGUCUUGGUGAUCAAAAACUUGUGGAAAGACUUCACGCAGUUUUAAAACCAUUUUUGUUACGUCGUAUAAAAACUGAUGUAGAGAAGAGCCUACCUCCUAAAAAGGAAAUAAAGAUUUACUUGGGACUGAGUAAGAUGCAGCGAGAAUGGUAUACAAAAAUCCUGAUGAAAGAUAUUGAUGUGUUAAACUCUGCUGGCAAGAUGGACAAGAUGCGACUCUUAAACAUUCUGAUGCAGCUUCGAAAGUGUUGUAAUCAUCCUUACCUGUUUGAUGGUGCUGAACCUGGCCCACCUUAUACCACUGAUGAGCACAUUGUCAGCAAUAGUGGUAAAAUGGUAGUUCUUGAUAAACUCUUGGCCAAACUGAAAGAACAGGGUUCAAGGGUUCUCAUUUUUAGCCAGAUGACUCGCUUGCUGGACAUUCUGGAGGAUUAUUGUAUGUGGCGUGGUUAUGAGUACUGUCGACUGGAUGGACAAACCCCACAUGAAGAAAGAGAGGAUAAAUUCCUAGAAGUGGAAUUACUGGGUCAAAGGGAAGCAAUAGAGGCCUUUAAUGUUCCUAAUAGUAGCAAAUUCAUCUUUAUGCUGAGUACCAGAGCUGGGGGUCUCGGAAUUAACUUGGCAAGUGCUGAUGUGGUUAUACUAUAUGAUUCAGACUGGAAUCCACAGGUUGAUCUACAAGCUAUGGAUCGAGCACAUCGUAUUGGUCAGAAGAAGCCAGUACGUGUAUUCCGUCUCAUCACUGACAACACUGUUGAAGAAAGGAUUGUAGAAAGAGCAGAGAUAAAACUGAGACUUGACUCAAUUGUUAUACAACAAGGAAGACUCAUUGACCAACAGUCUAAUAAGCUGGCAAAAGAGGAAAUGUUGCAAAUGAUACGUCAUGGAGCCACCCAUGUUUUUGCUUCUAAAGAAAGUGAGCUGACAGAUGAAGAUAUUACAACUCUCCUAGAAAGAGGGGAAAAGAAGACCGCAGAGAUGAAUGAACGCUUGCAGAAAAUGGGAGAAUCUUCUCUGAGAAAUUUUAGAAUGGACACUGAACAAAGUUUGUACAAGUUUGAAGGAGAAGAUUAUAGAGAAAAACAGAAGCUUGGGAUGGUGGAAUGGAUCGAACCUCCUAAACGAGAACGCAAAGCAAACUACGCAGUGGAUGCCUACUUUAGAGAGGCUUUACGUGUCAGUGAGCCAAAGAUUCCAAAGGCUCCCCGACCUCCAAAGCAGCCAAAUGUUCAGGAUUUUCAGUUUUUCCCACCACGUUUGUUUGAGCUCCUGGAAAAGGAAAUUCUUUAUUACAGGAAGACAAUAGGCUAUAAGGUCCCACGGAAUCCUGAUAUCCCCAAUCCAGCUGUGUCUCAAAGAGAGGAGCAAAAAAAGAUUGAUGGAGCUGAACCUCUUACACCAGAAGAGACUGAAGAAAAAGAAAAACUUCUCACACAAGGAUUCACAAACUGGACUAAGCGAGAUUUUAACCAGUUUAUUAAAGCUAAUGAGAAGUAUGGAAGAGAUGACAUUGAUAAUAUAGCUCGAGAGGUGGAGGGCAAAUCACCUGAAGAGGUCAUGGAGUAUUCAGCUGUCUUUUGGGAACGUUGCAAUGAAUUACAGGACAUUGAGAAAAUUAUGGCUCAGAUUGAACGUGGAGAAGCAAGAAUUCAACGAAGGAUCAGUAUCAAGAAAGCCCUGGAUGCCAAAAUUGCAAGAUACAAGGCUCCAUUUCAUCAGUUACGUAUUCAGUAUGGAACCAGCAAAGGAAAGAACUAUACUGAGGAAGAAGAUAGAUUCUUGAUUUGUAUGUUACACAAAAUGGGCUUUGACAGAGAAAACGUGUAUGAAGAAUUAAGACAGUGUGUACGGAAUGCUCCUCAGUUUAGAUUUGACUGGUUUAUCAAGUCUAGAACUGCCAUGGAAUUCCAGAGACGCUGUAAUACUCUGAUUUCAUUGAUUGAGAAAGAAAAUAUGGAAAUUGAGGAAAGAGAGAGAGCAGAAAAGAAGAAACGGGCAACUAAAACUCCAAUGAAAAAGAAAAGAAACGAAAAAGAGAAAAAAAAAGAAAAAAAGAAAAUUGAACAGAUGGACCAGCGAACAGACUGAAAUACGACUGAAAUUACUUCGUUUUCCCCUAGAAGUCAAACUAUGGAGCGCUUUAUAGUCCAUAAACUAAGCAGGUGGAAAGACCUGUGUUUCUGAAGAGCCAGUUUGACCCAGUUGGGCAGGGCUUAGUGUAACGGCUUCAUUCUCCACUAGAUGGCGCUGCUUAGCUUACUGGCGGGGAUUGUUGCGGCGCUUGUAGGUGUGUAUGCGCAUGCACGGGCUGCGCAAAAAUGGUGUCACCCUGCUAUCCAUUCUCCAAUAUUGGAACUCUGUGUUCUCCCUGGCCAGCAAUCGCACACCUAUCCUUUGUCUCCGGCUUCCAUCCACUCCCUUCUUUUACACUGUCCGUGGCCAAGCCCCAGGCGGUACCUCCCUCCUGAGUUUUAUCUCAGAUGCGGCUGUGUUUCCAGUCCUCUUACUUCUGAGGGACUGUGGCUCUGACCCAGUCUGCCCCUCUGCAGAAGAGUCUCACCAAGCAAUGGCCAGGUGCCGGCUGCAUCCAGGAACGUUCGCAGGACCGGGCUGCUGCUCACACCCAGAGACUGUGGCUGGGUGCCAGCCUGCCCCAGAAAAAGUUCACGUGAUUGUGCAGCAGCAGCAUUUCAGGGAUUAUGGCAAAUCACAACAUGCAUCUGGCACCAGGUUUCACUCCCAACAACCUUGUUCCAGCACCAGCGAAUGUGGUUGUUCUCCCGGGUCCACUGAGGCCUUUGCCUGUGGGGGGGGGCCACACAGCCUCUACCAGAUGUCCUCCCAGUAGGGGAGCCGCCUCUUCCCAUGUGGCCUGAAGACCUCCAGACUUCACUCUGCUCCUGGGGAUUCGCCCUUCCCACCAGAGCACUACCAGGUAUCGAGCUGUGGAGUUUCAGACUCUGUGCUCCCCCUUAUAGAGUCUUAAUGGAAUUUAAAUCCUCUCCUUUAUCCCUUUUCAGUCCUUGUGGCUGUUUCCACUUUUCCACUUUUCCACUUUCUCUCCAGCUGCUUUGGGAGGGUGCUUUUCCCGUAUUCUCCUCCCUCCCCCUCCCACCCCCGCCUCGUCCCCAUCCUCUCUCCGCACGCGAAAACAGCUCCCUGCCUUACUUGGCUUCUUUUUCCCCCAGUUUAUCUCUCCGCACCAUGUACCUGCUGAGUUCUGUGGUUCAGGUUGUACAGAUUGUUGUGUUAAUCCUCAAAUCAGUUAUCUAGGUGUGCAGGAUGGUUUAGUGUUGAUCUGGCUGUAUUUCAUAGAUUUGAGACACAAAAAAAAUCUUCCAUGCUGUUCCACCAUUUGUCUCCUCCCCAUAAGAGUUCUUUUUAUAAUCUGGAUACAUAUCUUUAUUCAAUAUAUGAUUUGUAGAUAUUUGCAUUCAUUCUGUUCUCUUUUCCACUUUUCUUUCAUGGUGCCCUUUGAAGCACAAAUGUUUUAAAUAUUGUUGAAGUCCAGAUUAUCUGUUUUUGUUUUUGGUCAUGUUUUUGGUGUCGUAUCUAAGAAUCCUUUGUAAAAUCUGAGGUAAUGAAGAUUUACUUCUGUGUUUCCUAAGAGUUUUAUAGUUUUAGCUCUUACAUUAGGUCUGAUCCAUUUUGGGUUAAUUUUGUGUAAGAUGUGACAUGUAAGAUGUGAGGUGUGGGUUCAAAUUCAUUCUUUUGCAUGUGACUAUCCUGCUGUCCCAGCAUCAUUUAUUGAAAAGAAUUUUUUCCCAACUGAAUGGUCUUAGCACCCUUAUCAAAAAUCAGUUGAUCCUAGACACAUGGUUUUAAUUUUGGACUCCUGAUUCUAUUCUUCUGAUCUAUGCCAAUCCUGUGCCACUACCAUACUAUUCUGAUUACUGUUGUUUUUAGUAAAGUUUUGAAAUCAGGAAGUGUGAGUCUUCCUACUUUGUUAUUUGCAACCUCCAUAUUAAAGUUAUAUUCAGCUUGUAAAUUUCUACAAAAGUCAGCUGGAAUUCUGAUAGGAAUUAUGUUGAAUCUGCAGAUUAAUUUGGGGAAUAUUGCCAUCUUUAUGAUAUGAAAUCUUCCAAUCCGUGAAUAUGGGAAGUUUUCCGAUUUAUUUAGAACUUUAAUAUCCUUCAACAAUGCUUUGUAGUUUUCAUCAUGAGUUUUUCACUUUUAAAAUUUGUUCCUAAGUAUGUUAUUCUUUUUGAUGCAAUUGUAAAUAUCCUUGUUUUCUUAAUUUCAUUUUUUAUUGUUCAUUGCAAGUGUAUAGAAAUACAAUAGAUUUUUGUAUAUUGAUCUUGUAUUCUGUAAUCUUGCUGAACAUGUUUAUUAGGUAUAAUAGAUUUUUAGUGGAUUCCUUAGUGUUUUCUAAAUAUAAGAUCACAUUUUAUGCAAAUAGAGAUAGUUGUACUUCUUCCUUUCCAAUACGGAUGAGUUUUAUUUCUCUUUUUCUUGCUUGAUUGCCUAGGCUAGAACCAUCAGUACAAUGUUAAAUAGAAUUGGUGAAAGUGAGCAUACUUAUCUUGUUCCUGACCUGAGAGGGAAAGCCUUCAGUCUUUUACCAUUGAGUAUUAUGUUCACCAUGGGUUUUGAAGCUCUUCUUUAACUUGUCUUAAUUUAUCUUUAUAACUUUUCCCCCACUACAAAUCUUGGCAUGCCUGUUGCCCAACUCUACAAUCCUAACCUUAUUCACAAAGACCUGGUUGUCUAAAUAACCUGGAUAUUUUUUAUCCUUUUAUUUACAUGCACUAUUAAUUUUUUUUCUGUACCCAUUGCUCAUAUAGUUACAAAGAAUGCCCCAUUUCCUCCAACAAUCUAGCUCAUAUACUUCCUCGGGAUAAAGCUCAAUUUCCCAGAUCAUUGCACAACCACCUCUUCAACAGAUACAAGUAGGCACACAUACACAUGGAGACACACACACACACACACACACACACACACACACACACACACAUCAUGUGAUUCCCUGACUCCUCACUUCCCUGGGUACUUGAAGCCAAUUUACAUUUUGUUUCAGCUCAUACCACUUUGUGAAUGUUCUUUUGUUAUUUCAGAUAUCUUUGUCUUGGCUCCACCAACUGCACUGUAGAUAUCUAUCCAGAAUAAGGAGCUGGAACCCUGUAUUUUAAUAUUAUCCAUGACAGAGUGUAACACAAAGGCUCAUAGGAACAAGAAGUGCUCCAUAAAAGCUGACUGACCAGUCAAUUUUGCUCUCAGAAGGACCUCUAGUUCCUUGUAGGACACUAUGAAAAUCAGAGACUGCCUAGAUGCCACUCAUACCUCUGUCAGUGCCUCAUUUCUAUUUCCAAUCCAUUUCUCUUCUCCUUAUAUUGGCUGAUUUUCAGAGGGAGAUCUUUGGCUCCAUCAAUUUUUAUAGCUUAAUGAAAGUCUCAGCCAUGUUUACCUGCUUUCCUUCCAGGGUAAAUGCAUCACAAGCCAAAGCAAAGUCAUCCCCAUAGCCCUUGUUUAGAAAAUGUGUGAUUUUUAUAUUGUCUCCAUUAAAGCAAUAUGGUCUACUAGCUUUGACCUCAAACAUGGCCUUCUUUAGAAAUGAGUGCCUCUUAGCAUGAAAUAUUUAUUCUUAAGGCCAGGCCCAUGCUGGGGUUUGAAGGUUUGUAACAAAGGUCCCAGAUUCCUGAGCACAUUGCCUGCUGUUGUUUUCUUUCUUGUGGCAUUUGCCUGUUUGUUUUUUUUUUUGUGCUUUACUGCAACUAAAAUAUUGACAUCUCCCUGCCCUACCCCAUUAACUAUGGAAAAUGCCAUAGAAUGGAAAUCUUUUGCAAUAAGCAUACCACAGACAUCAGAGUGUAGGGCUUGGUCUUGCUGUCUUAACAGCUAAAGAGGUCAGCUGCAUACCAGUUUUAGGAGAAAAAUGGUUUUUAUUAGGUACUUGCUGAGCAUAUAGCCUGUGUCAGGCAUGGGGGGAUAGGCAAGCAAAUACAUUGAUGCUGCUCUACAGGAGUUUACAGUCUCAAUGGGGUGAUAAGACUAACAUACCUCAAACAGAGAACUAUUAAGUUAGAGAGUGUGUGAUAAUUGCUAAAACAAGGGGAGAGGAACAUACUGUCAGAGUGACUUGGAGUCAGUGAAGACUUUUGAAAGAAGUUGAACCCUUAAGUUUGACUUGGAAAGAUUUUGAUGGAGAGAAGAGUGAGAGGGAUGCAAAGAAACUAACAUAGGGUUGACGAUAUAAAGAGGCUGACAAGAGGUUUGAAGAUCCAUAUCAGGGACCAUUUGGAGAUAAUAUCAGUAAAAGAAGUGUAGGUUGGAGUGUAUCUUGAGUGGAUAGAAUUACAGAAUAUCAGAGCUGGAAAAUCUAAUAUUGCUAAUAGCUAAUAUUGCUAAUAUUCAAGCUGGAGCUGGAAUUCAUAGUCCAGUGUGUAGUUCCUAUAGUUUUCAUUAGAUUUUUUUUAAUCCAUGGAGUUUUCUUUUCUUCAAAUGGAAUCUUAUAUGAGGAAUCCCAAUACAUCAAUAUAUAAAAGCAAAAAUACUUUGGUUGCUUUUGGGUGAGAUCAAGAUGAACCCAAUUCCCACAUUUUAAGAGUGAGACAACUGAGAUACAGGGACAGAAAAUGGCCUCCAUGUCAUUAAAUCCAGUGGACAUUUCUCAGUGCACAUCUUGCUUGGCUUCUUAGCAGCAUACUACAUUGUUGACCACUCCCCUUUACUCAACAUACUACACUCCUUUCUUAUUCUUCUAUGAUACAGCUUUUCUGAUUUUCCUCUUACUUCCUGACCUUUUCUUUUCCAUCUCAUUUGAGUGUUUAUUCUCCUACAUUUAGACUUCAAAUGUUGGAUUUCUUAGGACUUGAACAUCAGCCCUUUCUACUUAUUGUCUUACAUUCUCUGCCUAGGCAAUCUUAUUUGAUGGCUUUAAGUCUAAUCUAAAUGAUGGCAACACUCAAGUUAUACUUCCAUCCCCUGCUUCUCCUCAAUUACUGAUUAGGUAUCUCUAUAGGGAUAUACCAUAUGUGCUGCAAACUCAAAAUUUCUGAAACUAAACUCCUCUGUCCCUCUCUACAGUCCUUAAAGUUCGUACCUUCUCCUGUGCAUUCUUUAUCUCAGUGAAUGGCAUCACCAACCACCCAGUUUCUUAUCCUCUAAACCAAAGACUCAUCCUUAACACUUUUUUUCUCCUCUCUUACUUUUCAAUCAUCAAGUCCUGUUCAUCUUAUGUCCUUAAUAUCUCGUGAAUCUCUCCACUCUUCUUCAUUUCCUUCACUGCACCAGACUACCACUCCCCUCCAGGCCACCCGUAUUUCUCUGUUGAGCUACUACAAUAACUCCAUUGUCUCCCUGCAUCUACUCCUUCCCUAUCUGCCAGUCCUUUCUCUACAUUACAACUGAAGUGUACUUUUAAAGCAUAAAUAGGAUGUCCUUUCCCUGCUCAAAAGCCUUCAGUGGUUUCCCAGUGCCUAAGGAAAAUGUCUAAAUUUAUUACACAUUUUAGAAAACCUUUUAUGACUUGGCAUCUGUCCACUUGCUCAAUUUCAUUUUUGUUUGCCAUACUUCUUUCUCUUUUACAAUGAUAGGCUCACAGUUUUGGACUGUUUUAUGGGUUUCUACUGACUAGAACUAUAAUCUGCCCACAUACUGCCAGACCAACUUAUCCUUCUGGUUUCAGCUGAAAUUUCACCACCAGUGGAAAGUCUUCCUAAGUCCACUCCCACUCCCAAGUCCAGGAAAAAUGUCCCUUCAUUGUAGUCUCAUGGUAACUUGAGAGGAUAGCCUUUCACAGAACACAUCACACAUUAUUAUAAUUGCUGCUUUAAUUGUGUAUCUCCCUAAUUAGCCCAUAAGCUCAGUGAAGGUGAGGUCCAUCUUGACUACAAAUGUAUCCUCAGUGUGCAGCAUGGUGCCUAAAAUGUAGUAGGUUCUUUAGAAAUACCUGCUGAAUGAAUACACGAAUGAACGAAUCGCACCAUUCAUCAAAGCUUCUACCACCUUUCAAAAAGCUUAACAAAAUGUAGUGACAAUGCUAAACUUGGCCAUAAUUUCCCCAUUUUAAUUUGUUAUUUGAUGUCUUCUUAAAGGGAUACACUUUUAGAUCUUGGAAAAUCUUUGCAAAUGCCAAGGGCAUGAUUUGUAUGAUGAUUAGAUAUUUGGUCAAGAUGAUGGUGGCUGAAAAUCUUUCCAAUUACCCUGUGGGGAAGGCCUUCCUUUUGACUUAUAAUUAUGGUUACCUAACUUUUGCAAAGAUUCGCUGGGGAAAUUAAAAAAAACAAAAGAUAAUUAAAAAAUAGGAGAUGGCACAUUAAACUUACAUAGCCAACUAAGGCACGGGCUCUCUCCCUUUUCAGCUAUUUGUCAUUUAUGAACCUCAAGGUAUUUUGCUGACAAGGGGCUAUUUUCUAUAUGUUAUGGGCAUGCUGACAGGAGGCUAGAACACAGGAAGACACAGAAGAGAAAUGAGAGACCAUUAAAGGCCAAUUCAGCAAGUGAACAUUUCAACCUCAUGAACUUCUAAAUUCUGUGAAUUUCAUUUUUAAUGACGAGGGGGAGCCAAUUUCAAGCCCUGGGGAAAGAAUCUUGCCUUUUCAAUUGCCAGGCAGGUCAUCAGGGUUGCAGGGAAGCUUUCUAGAAAGGCCUCUGUGGCCUCAGUUCCAAAUCUUAGGCAACAGCUGUUGGCUGAAAGAUCUUCUUGGAUUCCUGAGCCUGUGGUCUAUAGUGAAGAAAUCAUACCAUGGCUGACAAAGAAGUGAGCUCCACCUCCAGCUCUUCAUAGAAAAGUAGAUUGAAUGUUCCAACUCAUUCCAGAUGCUCUGUCUUCAAAGCUCUUAACUAAUACCCAGGGUAGCCCGCUGCCCUUUAAAAGACAAAAAUCAGCCUCCACUCUGAUUAAACAACAGGUGAGUUGAGCACUAGAUGCUUCAUGAUGCCAGACUGAACAGCUUGGAAAUGGGAGAGCCUGCCUGUCUCUGUUGGUUUCCCUCAAGCUAUCUGUUCCCAAAAGAUUUUCCAUUUAGGUAAAUAAAAAAUAAUACCAAAGAGGGAGAAAUUAUGCAUUAUGUGGCACCAGAAAGUCAUCAGAUAGGUUCAGAGAAAGUAUUUUUGGAAACACUAAGGAAAUGGUCGUAAGCACGCUGGCUUUUAUAGACAUUCUGAGUCUUCUAGGACACCAGCACCCUUAUAAUCACUUCUGUUGUCCAUAGCUCCUAACUUUACCUAAAGCUGACUCUCCUCAGAAGUGCCCUCACUCUGAGUAAUUUGUUACCCAAAGCAUUAGAGAGUUAAUUCACUCAAACCCUCCAUUGCACUUAAAAACUUCCCUAUCCUAUUAUCUUGAGUAGGGGACUGUAUUAACUUCCUAGGGCUGUUGUAGCAAAGUACGAUGAACUGGGGGGCUUGGAACGACAGUUCUCAGUUCUGGAGGCCAUAAAUCUGAAAAUAAGGUGUCAGCAGGUCCAUGCUUCUUUUUAUUUUUUUUAAUGUUUAUUUUAUUUUUGAGAGAGAGAGAGAGAGAGAGAGAGAGAGCAUGAGGAGGGGAGGGGCAGAAAGAGAGAGACACAGAAUCCAAAGCAGGCUCCAGGCUCUGAGCUGUCAACACAGACCCUGACACAGGGCUUGAACUCAUAAACUGGGGGAUCAUGGGCUGAGCUGACAUCAGAUGCUUAACCGACUGAGCCACCCAGGCACCCCCUGAAUUGUUGAGUAAUUCAAAAGAAAUUAUAAAUAAUGCAUGUAAUAUAUGAAUAUGUUCAAUAAAAAUAUUAUUUAUCACCUCUUUGUUAUGCAUAUUUUCCACCUCUUUUUUUCUGGAAGCAACCAUUAUUAUCAGUUUGGUUGUAUACUUCCAGAACUUUUUCUGUUCAUUUACAUGUAAAUAUUGUUUUCUUGAAGCUUUGAUAAAAUAUGUCAGUAAAACCACUGGGACUUUUUUGGGGGGGGAUUAGAAAAUUUUGGCUACUAAUAAAAUUUCUUCUGUAGUUUUUGGUUUAUUCAACAUUCUUUGUUAUUCUUGGGCUGAUUUUGGUAAUUUGUAUAUUCCUUGAAUCUGUCCUUUUUUUUUAAGGUUUUACAUUCAUUGUUAUUAAAUUGUACAUGGCAUUCUCCUGUAAUUGUUAAAGUCUCCAGUUUAUUUCUUUUGUGUUCCUCAUAUAGCUUAUUUUGCUGUCUCUUUUUUUAAAUCAUCAUAUUUGCUAAAUUCUUGUUUAUAUUAUUUGUUAAUAAUAUUUUAAAAAAAUUAAAAAAAUUUUUUAAGUAGGCUUCAUGCCCAGUGUGGGGCCCAGUGUGGGGUUUGAACUCACAACCCUGAGAUGAAGAGUUAGAUGCUUAACCAACUGAGUCACCUGGGUGCCCCUAUAAUAAUAUUUUUAAAUAAAUAUUUUUAAUAAAUAUAUUUUAAAUAUAUUAUUUAUAUUUGUUUAUAUUAAUUAUUUCAAGAGUACUCAUUUUUGGUAUUUUAUUUAGUUUUUUGAGUUUUAUUUUCUAUUAUCAAUGUAUAUUUUUAUCUGUAUAAUUUUUUCAUUUUAACUUCAUUAGACUUAUUUUAUCGUUUUCUUUCUACUGUCUUGAGUUGACAGCUUAGUUCAUUUAUUUUCAAUCUUUAUUUCUAAUAUGUGAUUUUAAGACUAAAUUUAUUUUUGAGUACUAUUUGGCCACAUCCCUAAGUUAUUUAUUUACAAUUUUUAUUGAAGCAUAACAUAUAUAUAACAAAGUGUACAAAUCAAAAGUGUUUAUCUCAAUGAAUUUUGACAAACUGAACACACCCUGGUCAGGAAACCGAACGUGACCAGUAUCUCAAAAGCCCCCUCUCGUGCGCAUUUCAGUCAUCACCAACCCACACCUAUAGGAGUAAACAUUGUCCUAAUUUAUAAUGCUGUAUAGAUUACUGUUGCCUGCUUUUGAACUUUAUGUGAAUGUAACAAUACGGUGUAUACUCUUUGAGUCUGGACAUUUACACUUAACCUUGUAUUUUUAAGAUUCAUCCAUAUUGUUGUAGGUAAUGGUUCAUUAUCCUUGCUGUGUAGUAUUUCAUUGUGUAAAUAUACAACAAUUUAUUUAUCCAUUUAAUUAUUGAUGGAUAUUUGGAUUGUUUCCUGUUUUUAGCAAUAACAAAUAAUGCUUCUUUGAACCUUCUUUUACAUAUAUUUAGGUAAGCAUAUGCAUGCAUUUCUGUUGGGUAUAUACAUAUGAGUGGAAUUGCUGGAUUGCAGGUUACAUAUGUUUUAAGUGGUUUCAUGCCAGUGUCCCUAAGUAUUUACACUAAAUAGUUUAUGAGGUUUUCAUUUGCUCUGUGUCCUCACUAGCACUGGGUAUUUUUCUGUCUUUUUUUCAUUUUAGCCAUUUCAUUGUGAAUGGUAUUAAAUUGCUGUUGUUUCCACAAUGAUUAAUGAAGUUGAGUACCUAUUCCUAAGGUUUUGAGAUUAGUUUUAUUUUAAAUGGUUUAUAAUUCCAAUUUUAUUUAUAGUUUAGUUUAAAAGUUGUUUAGAAUUGUGUUCAUUAAAUUUUUCCAGGUAUUUGGGUGCCUGGGUGGCUCAGUCGAUUAAGUGUCUGACUUUGGCUCAGGUCAUGACCUCCCAAUCUAUGAGUUCAAGCCCCGCGAUGGACUCUGUGCUGACAGCUCAGAGCCUGGAGCCUGCUUGGGAUUCUGUGUGUGUGUGUCUCUCUCUCUGCCCCUCCCCCACUUGUACUCUUUCUCUCUCUCUCAAAAAUUAAUGAACAUAAAAAAAUUUACAUUUUUCCAGGUGUAAAGAUUUUAAAGCACUUUCUUUUUUGUAGUUGGUUCCUAUUUUAUUGCAUUGAGAACAGUGAAUAUAGCCUACAGGACAUUAUGUUUUUUGGAAUUUGAUAUCUUCUUAUGGUCUAACAAAUUAUCAUUUUUGGUAAAUAAUUGUAUAUGUUUAAAAGAAGGUAUAUUCUCUGUUGAGUGCAAAGUUCUAUGUAUUGUGUUAUUCAAAUUUUCUUUAUCCUUAAUUUUUGUCUAAUUGAUCUCUCAGUUUCUUAGAGAAAUGUGUUAAAUUAUUGUAUUAUGAUUGUGGUUUAUAUAAAGCAUGGUGUGUUAUUGUAUACUUAUCAGUUUAUGUUUCUAUAUUUUGAUUCUCUGCACAUAGGUGUAGAAAAGUUCAUAACUGUUUUCUCUUCUUUGUGGAGUGUUUUUUAAAUCAAAAUGAUGUUUCUGUCUUUAUCUCUGAAUUAUUUUUGCCUUGAAUUUAUAUUUCAUCUGCUCUUGAUACGGCCACACUGGUUUUAUUUUUGUUGUCAUUUGUCUGGCAUUAUCUUUCCCUAGUUCUUUAUUUUUGAUCUACAAGAGUCAUUUUAAGUGUGUCUUUUGAUAACAUCUAGUUGGAUCAUUUUUACUGUCUUUAAAUAGAUAAGUUUAAUUCUUUCACAUUUACAGUGAUUACCUAUAGGUAUAGUUAUUCCUUUCCUAUUUCCUGUUAUAAACCUAUCAUGCUGCCACUUUGUUAACUUUUUCCUUCUGCUUUUUAAAAAAAGAUUUGAUCUUUUAAGUAAUGUCUCCACCCAACAUGGGGCUUGACCUGACAACUCCAAGAUCAAGAGUCACACACUCCACUGACCGAGCCAGCCACAUGCCCUGCUUCUGCUUUUUGUUGAAUGGAUGGAGCUUUUUUAUUCCCCUCCCCUCUUCCAUGUGGGUAAAUUAUACAUUUUAUUUUUAUGUUUUAUUAAUCACCCUUAAAUUUUUAACAUGCACAUAAAGAUAUAUUUUUAACACUAGAAUUAGUAAGUAUCUAAUUCAUCUUCCUGAAAAGAUAAUAACCUUAGCUUUACUACCCUCUGCUUUCUUUUU
Messenger RNA from Acinonyx jubatus (cheetah), 14031 nucleotides. It is a transcript of the gene SMARCA1, whose product is annotated as SWI/SNF related, matrix associated, actin dependent regulator of chromatin, subfamily a, member 1. Gene Ontology annotation, cellular component: chromatin; nucleus. Lineage: Eukaryota; Metazoa; Chordata; Mammalia; Carnivora; Felidae. Gene Ontology annotation, biological process: nucleosome organization; regulation of transcription by RNA polymerase II. The coding region runs from base 153 to 3365 and encodes 1070 amino acids. Gene Ontology annotation, molecular function: ATP-dependent chromatin remodeler activity; DNA binding; histone binding. The transcript has 25 exons. The record is from RefSeq and is a predicted model, not a curated record.